UACUCAUCGACAGUGCCCUCGAACCUAUUUGGCAGGCUGUGGGUCAACAGGUCCCGCUAAAUUCUCCACAGAAGUUCUCGUGCGAGACAGGCAGCAUGCAAACUGCACAGAUUCACUACCCAGCCUCCAACGCGCUCUCAGCCUAUAUACGACCGAUGACUUCAAGCAUUCUAUUGACCAACAAUCAUGGCCACUUUUGCUUCCUCCUUCCACAUUAACCCCGCUUCAGCGCUGUCUCAGGCAACGCAGUCCACUCCAGCUCCAUGGCUGGGUCCAGCAUUCGGUGCUCUAACCACCCUCAUCAACCUGCUGGCUAAAGCAGAGUCCAACAGAAAUGGCAUACGACAACUCGAGGAACGCUGCCUCAGUUUUCUGGCUAUCAUCAGGAAUGAAGGCGAAAGCAUGGCGCCGGAUGACCAAACCACGCUUUGCUCAGGCGCACAAAGCACCAUCCAAGGCAUCCUCGACAGAAUGACUCCAUGGUGCUUGAUGUCUCGAAUCAAGCUAUUCAUCAAACAGGAUGAACUCACCGGAGUAAUUCAACGAUGUCAUUUUGAGAUAUCUGAUUGCUUGAACAAGUUACAGAUAACCUCGCACCUCGAGAUCCACAAAUGGCAGUCUGCCUUCGAAGACAACCAAAGGAUCGACAACGAAUAUAUGAUCCACUAUCUCGGGGACCUCAAAAACAAACAGGAGAUUCUCUUGAGCGACCAGCUGCAACAAACCGCCGUCGUAAACCAGAUCUUGAAGGUGAUGCAAGAAAAUCUUCCGGUCCACUUCUCUGCAACACCUGAAUACGGUCUGGAAAGUAACUUGUACAAUCUCCUCCAAAAUUCCAGAAGUUUACUUCCGAACAUGAACCUGCAACGCGGGGAAGUGAGGCGUACCAGUAAUCAUGCUGUGAAUGGGACGAGUCGGACCGAUGUCUGGGAAGGAUGCUACCUUAACGAGGAGAAGGUUGCCAUCAGAGUCCUGCGCGCAGUCUAUGUUACACCCAAGACGCUCAAGAGGUUCAAGACAGAGGCAGAGAUUUGGAGAAGAGUGUAUGAAGUGGACAAAGGAGAACACAUCCUUACGAUAUACGGUUUCUGUCAGACUGACGGGGAAUAUCCUUACACCGUAAGCCCCUGGAUGUCCAAUGGGACCUUGAAAGACUACGUCAAUCAACAUCCUGAGGUUGACCACCGAUAUAUGUUGAAAGGCAUUGUUGAGGGCAUCAAAUUAUUGCACAGCAUGUCUGUUGUUCACGGCGACAUUAAAGGGGUCAACAUCGCCAUCAGCCCAGAUGGCAGGCCACUGCUUUCCAACUUCGGUUUCACAAGGCUCGAGGAGGAGAUUAUGAGCCACUUCGACGUCAGCAAUGGCAGCACUCUUAACCAGGAGUCUCUGAGAUGGUGUCCUCCUGAGCUGUGCAGGAGCGGAGGCAAACGUACAAUGGCGUCCGACGUCUAUGCCUUCAGUAUGACCGUGCUCGAGGUACUUCUAUCACGUUUGGUUGAUCAGCCAGAUUUUGAACCGCCUUCGCAGCUUAUGACUCAUGAAGAACCUUGGGCGUCGGUUCGCCUCGCAACUCAAGUCAUCCUCAAGGUUUGUCUGGGCGAAACUCCACCUCGACCCACGAAUCCAGUCGCUGUAGAACGAGGCUUGGAUGACGCGCUUUGGGCUUUGUUGGAGAAGUGUUGGUGUGAGGACAUGCACGAUAGACUUACUAUGCAAGAGAUCGCGAGUUACUUGUAAUGCCAGGUUUGUAAUGUUCGUCUCUAUAGUAGCCUGUAUAGGCGUAUCUUCGCAUGUAAUAAUAAUGCGUU
Suillus plorans is the source of this 1808-nucleotide messenger RNA. Its product is annotated as kinase-like domain-containing protein. The transcript is spliced from 10 exons. Gene Ontology annotation, biological process: protein phosphorylation. Lineage: Eukaryota; Fungi; Basidiomycota; Agaricomycetes; Boletales; Suillaceae. Gene Ontology annotation, molecular function: protein kinase activity; ATP binding. Bases 187 to 1737 code for a protein of 516 amino acids. The record is from RefSeq and is a predicted model, not a curated record.